AUGGACCGCAUUAAAGAGAAACUGAACUCACUUCGCGCCGAGGCGGAUGCUGCACUUGAGCGUGCUGAGGUAGCGGAAGCACGAAACAAGGAAUUGGAACAGGACAACUUGUCGAAAGAGCAGGAGAUUUCUAGCUUGCAGCACAAGCUUUCAGUCCUCGAGAGCGAUCUGGAGAAUGCUGAAGCAAAGUUAAGCGAGGCCAAAGUCGGAAAAGAAGAAGGAGAAAGCCACAAGUCUAAUGUGGACAUUUUACAGCGCCGUAUAGACAUGCUGGAGGAGCAGCUUGACCAGUCUGAACGGAGCCUAAAAGAAACGACCGAGCAGCUUCGACAUACAGAUGUGCGCGCUGAGCAACUGGAGCGCCAGAUCCAGGGUGCCGAGCAGGAGCGUGAUCAGUGGGAGCACAAGUACGAAGAGGCCCAGGAGAGGUACCAGGCCUCGAAGCGCGAGCUGGACGAGGUUGUCCAACAAAUGGAAAGUCUUUAA
Molecule: messenger RNA, 486 nt
Organism: Malassezia globosa CBS 7966
Lineage: Eukaryota; Fungi; Basidiomycota; Malasseziomycetes; Malasseziales; Malasseziaceae
Exons: 3
Coding region: 1-486 (161 amino acids)
Source: RefSeq, a predicted model, not a curated record